UUAUGGGAAAACUGAUCCAAAUCAGCAUUGAAUUACUUGUGGACAAGGUGACAUUUCGCUAACGCCGUACGUCAGUAAUUGCAGCAAGGUUUUACAAUGUUAUUAGGUGUCCUCCCCAGCUGCUGAUUUGUCGGCCGAAACUUUGGCAAGUUUGGAUAUAGAACUUCUUGGGAAAAAAGCUUCGACAAGUGAAAUUCCGCUCGAUUUUCCUUUACUAUUCAAUCAGCGUAUACUAUUUAAACGGACUUACAAACAUGGCACCAUUAUGCGAGCGCUGGAGCAGUUAUAUCUUGUCGUUGUACUUACUACGUACUUGGUGGUUCAGAUGACCGUAUGGCUGUACGACUGUUGCGCCGCAGCCCGCAAGAAACAGAAGGCCAAGUGGUGGCUCGAUUCGACGACAGCACCGGGAAUUGUCUCUUAAGCUCAGAUGUUGAUCCGUGUUCCGUCAUAAACCAAAUCGAAGGCCAGAGUUUAGAACUAAGAACGUGCGUAGAAGGAUUUUGUUUCAGACCUCGUCUGAAAUUCCAGUCUUUCGUGAAUAUUCGGGAGAUUGCUGAAAAGCCGAUAGAGGGGGUUUCCGCCUUUGAAGGUACUGAGCCUAGUGCCGGAAGAGCAAACUACGAACUCCCGGCUGGCAAAGAUGACAUACCAAACUAUGAGGCGGUGCUGCAGCAAAUGGAUAGUUGUGCAAAAGAGCUGCAGGCGCAGCAUAUCACAGGAAAAGGUGCAGCUGGUAACACUUAUCUCUACGGCGAAGGCACGACCAGUCAGACCAAGCCGCCAUUCGUUGUGCGCCAUAUCGAUGAUAAACUGUUUAAUCGAAUUCCGAAGUUGCAUAAGACAAUGAGCCAAGAAACGGAUCAGAUGCUGGCUCAUUACCAACUGGACCAUCCAUCCGACACCGCCAUUCAGAAGAUUCAACCGGGCAACGUUCCGGUUAAGGUCUACUGGAAGCUGCGACGCGAUUAUGAAAAAUCCCAUUUUGGCAGAACUAGCAAUAAGCAACCUGGCAUCCAGGCGAACAUCAAACAGAUCAAGAUGCCCGCAUUAAACAGUAUUCGCGAAUCACCUGAAAGAACUAACAGACAAAAUAUGAACAAGGAGACAGUAGCCGCAUUAAGGAGUUCCUUAACCAAUGGAAGGAAAGAAGGGGAUAACCAAUUCGAUCAAAAAUCGACUGAAACAUCCGAACCGGUUUCAUUGGAUGGACGACCUCAUACACUGGCUGAAGUGAAGCAGUUUAUUAAACAAACAGGAAAUAAAUACGAACCAGACAAGGCUGACCAUGAGCCAGGGUGUCCAGCCAGUCAUAAGCCCAAGCGGGAAGUGACUGGCGCAGGUGAUGACGUGGACAUGGCCGCAGUGUAUCGCGAUUUCGCUAAAACCUUGCAUCGGGAUAGAAUGGAAAAGAUAUGUCAAGAACUGCAGCCAGAAAAAAGAGAAAGGGUUUGUUCUCCCUGUUCCACAAAGUCUGCAGAAAUUUCAUGGCAAUCCCCCCAUGAACGAACUGGUCGAAGAUCGAAAACUACUGGUAACACGUUUACCAUGGAAAGGGACAUGCUGUGCUCAAACAAAGAUUACUUAUAUUGAGAAACGACGUGUGCAAGCCCGGAACCCUUGCUGAUGUCUUAGAUUCACACAUUGUUUUCUUAUCAAAACUCAAUGUUAACCGGAAGACGAAAAAUAAUUAUUGGAACAAUAAAAUAUUUCGUCAAUAUUCCGGUAAAAUAUGUUCUUGGUUCAUGAGCCGUGACUCGCCUUAAAGGAUCUCUCGCAACGGAACAAAUCAUGAUGUCAGCGUAAAACUUGUC
Paramacrobiotus metropolitanus is the source of this 1814-nucleotide messenger RNA. RefSeq lists its product as uncharacterized. NCBI's taxonomy places the organism in Eukaryota, Metazoa, Tardigrada, Eutardigrada, Parachela, Macrobiotidae. The coding region runs from base 334 to 1593 and encodes 419 amino acids. The transcript has 7 exons. The record is from RefSeq and is a predicted model, not a curated record.